AUGGAUGAUCUCGCCAGGGCCGAGUACCCUGCCUUGCUGGCGCACCUCCAGCCCAUGCAGGCCGUGAACGUCCUUACCGAUCGUGUGAAGAGGAUAAACAAGAUCAACACCGAGAUCGCAGACUGGUUGCAGGAACGCCGCCGAGCCGAGGAUCAAUACGUCCAGAGCUUGAAGAAGCUGCUCACCUUCAAAGUCCCCAACAGCCAGUCUGAGCUUGGCGUCUUUUCCGACCCCUGGGACAAGGUCCUGCAAUCCGUCGACUCGACUGCCCAUUCCCACCACGUUUUCGCGAGCCAACUCGAAAAAGAUGUCGAAGGUCCCCUGCGCAACUUUCAGUCUCGCAAGGAGAUGCAGAACAUGCAGACCAUCACCGCCAACUUGACUUCUAUGGCCCGAGACCUCGAGGAUGCCCAGAAAAAGACGGAAGCCCUGGCCAAGAAGGGCCCGAAGACGAACACGCAGAAGAUGGCGGAUGCUACGGCGAGACUUGAGUCUGCCACCCAGCAAUGGGAUUCGCAGGCCCCCUUCAUCUUUGAGACCCUCCAAGCCCUCGAUGAGCAACGCGUCAACCAGCUGCGCGACCUGCUGACGCAAUACGAGACCCACGAAAGCGACCAGGCGCAACGGAACCAGAGCCGGGCUGCCGACACCUUGGCUUCCAUGCUGGAGAUUAGCACCGAACAAGAAAUCGCGAGCUUCAAGGAAAGAAUCCUCUCCGGCAGGCCGAGGUUGGAGAAGAGGGCCACGACGUCUAGGCAAUCCUCCAAUGCACCCACGAGCCAGACAUUAGCACCGCCUCCACCGCCGCCCAGCAGUCUCGGCCAACACGACGACGAUGCAAGCGAACACUCAGGUCUAGGCGAAGGAAGGAGCGAGUCUAAGCUGCGAAGCCGCAUCGGCACAAUGCUCGGUCGCCGCCGGCAGAGCAUUCACGGCGGGUUCGGUCAGAUUUCUCCCGGCAAGGGAGGUGUGCCGUCGUUCGGCCGAGGCCUCAGCAGCAGUCAUAGUAGCACUCACGUUCGCCCCGGCCUUUCUCCAAGAGCUUCGUCGAAUAACCUAAACGAGAUGAAUAAUCGCCUUUCCGCUCUUCCCGAGACACCCGAUUCUCCCAGACCGCCCCAGUCCUCCGGAACAGACGGCCCGCUCCACGAAGGCACCAACGGCUUUGGUGAGUUCUCAUCGGAUGGUGCUCGGUUGGGUUCGUCUGCUGGUCCCGUCAAUGGAAACCAUGACAGCGAUGCUUUGGAUGUCGCUCCCCCACCAGGUCCUCCCCCGUCGCAGGGUAAAGAGUCCCAAGCGAAGGACGACGAGGGCUUUACGAUUCGACCACCCGACAAUGACCCAAUCUCCCAAGCUCAGCGUGAGGCCGCAGAGGAGAACGAGCAGAUGUUCAGGCUCAAUAUCGCCAGCUCACCCAUCGCAGAAGAGGACGCCGAUGCGAAACGGGCUGCCAUGUCGAAUGUCGCAAACACGCUGACACAGAUGGCUGCCCCUUCACGCAAGCUGGGAACUGUGCGAGGAAGGAGAGACGUCAGAAACACCAUCUACGUGCCGCCUCCUAGCCUACCCGAGCCCGAGCUCACCAAUGAGAAUCCAUUCCCGACAUCGCCGUCACUGCCCAGUCAGUCGUCCAAGCUCACAACCGUAGCUGCCCUCACUUCCGAGGCUAGCAUCGCUGCAACGUCAGACACGCAGUCCAUCCGCUCAGCCAACUCACUUGUGAGCCUCGCACAUUUGAAGCACCCUGAAAUGCACGAGCCUGGCCUUAAUGCAUCCGUCAUCGAAACGGUAUCGGCAACUUUCGAGGAUGGAACUGUCAAAAGCGCCAAGGUUCACGGAGAAAUCGCUUUCGCCUACCACGCAGCCGGUGAUGCCCCGCAAGAACAUGAGACGAUCAGGAUCAACAAUUUCCCCAGCCUCGAAGUCAUUGGACCAAAUCGCAUCUUUGUCCAGAACAACCCCGAGAAGUCUGACGAAUUCAACUUGGACGUGUCGCAUCUCAACAAGACGUCUACCGCGUUCACGUAUAGGGUGCACGCUGGCGAUGCCGACGGCUCCGGUUUGGCAGCGCAAGUUCCUUUGCUGAUCCGACCGGCUUGGAAGCCGCAGGGCGACAAGCUCGGACUCCUUUUGCAAUACUCUCUGAACCCCGCGAGUAACCUCACAGCUCCUGUUACACUGCAGAACGUUGUAUUCGUCGCCACAUACGAGGGCGCCAAGGCGUCAGGCGCGCAGACAAAGCCGACAGGAACGCAUCUGAAGGACAAGCACUUGGUGUACUGGCGCCUGGGAGACUUGACUCUCACAACAGAGACCCAGAAGAUUGUGUGCCGUAUCGUGGGCGCCGAGAACGCGGAGCCCAGGCCCGGUCACAUCGAAGCCCGCUGGGAGCUCACCCCGGAGACUCUGGGCAGCGGCAUCACCAUCUCCAGACUGGAAGAAACCAAGGGCAAGGGCAAGGACGAGGAUGUCGACCCCUUUGCUGAUGACAACCCGACCUCGCCGGCGCUGCCACCUGAUCAGCAGUGGGUGGAGGUGAAUUUGGUGAAGAAGAUUACCAGCGGCAAGUACGAGGCCAAGUAA
This is a messenger RNA of Colletotrichum orchidophilum, 2583 nucleotides long. Its product is annotated as SAFF domain-containing protein. The transcript is spliced from 6 exons. Gene Ontology annotation, biological process: septin cytoskeleton organization. The record is from RefSeq and is a predicted model, not a curated record. Bases 1 to 2583 code for a protein of 860 amino acids. Gene Ontology annotation, cellular component: endocytic vesicle; cell division site; cytoplasm. Lineage: Eukaryota; Fungi; Ascomycota; Sordariomycetes; Glomerellales; Glomerellaceae.